Molecule: messenger RNA, 2400 nt
Organism: Aspergillus tubingensis
Lineage: Eukaryota; Fungi; Ascomycota; Eurotiomycetes; Eurotiales; Aspergillaceae
Product: ankyrin
Exons: 7
Coding region: 1-2400 (799 amino acids)
Biological process (GO): transmembrane transport; metal ion transport
Cellular component (GO): cytoplasm; membrane; nucleus
Molecular function (GO): protein binding; metal ion transmembrane transporter activity
Source: RefSeq, a predicted model, not a curated record
AUGAAAGCCGUCUCUGAGAAAGUUGUGCAUACGCCAGAAGUUCUGUUUAUACCGUCUAUUGCUGAAGAAAAUAAGGGAGGAUACUCUUCGAAGGCCUUGGAAAGGUUUUACUGCACUCUGGGCGAUCGCUUUGGGCGAGAUCGCGAGUUUUAUUCAAAUACAAAAGAUGAGCAUGGCAUGACCCCGCUUCAUUACGCAGCGCAGUUAUUGCCGACGGGAUGCAGUUUCUCGGAUGAACACGGGGAGGAACGACGAAAAUGGAGGUUGCUACUGGAAGGCCUUGAUAAGGGUGAUCUGAAUGAGCAGGAUGACGAUGGUCGUACCCCACUGUCUCAUGCAGCAGAGCUUGAAAAUGCGUGGGCUGCGAACAAAUUGAUCAAAGCUGGAGCUGACCCCUACCAGAGUGACAAGAACGGGCGAUCGCCUUUGUCCUGGGCAGCGCAAUCCGGUGGAGAAGAAUUGAUUAAGCUACUAAGUUGGAAUGUUGGGUACUCUAAUGACAAGGACAACCGAGGCUGGACACCCUUCCAUUAUUUCCUACAAAGGGAGCCUGAGCCAACCAAAGGAUACGAUUUCGGGGUUUUGCCACUUGUCUGGGACGGAAGACAUUCCCUUGAGGUUGGCCACUUUAAAUGGCGCAAAGCCUUGUUGAAACGUUACGUGCAUUCGCGAGUGCCAGCCAACUAUAUGAGCACAUCCUUGUUAUCUGAGCCUGAUGCUUUUGGCAUCACUUUGCUGUCACGCGCUGUACAACUUGAUAGAAUCAUGAUCGUCGCAAUACUCCUUACCAUUGAGGAUAUCAAUAUUGGCAUGCCAGACAGAGAUGGCAAAACGCCGCUGUGGCGGGCGAUAGAAGCCGGAAAUCGCGCAAUUGCUGAGUUACUGUGGAGAUAUGAUGAUGUAACUUUGAGGCUACUUGCGACAAGUGCUCACUCCAAAUCGGACCUUCUAGAAUGGCUUGUUACCAACAAUUAUUCGUUUACCAGACUGCAAGGACUAAACAAAGAGACCGCUUUCCAUAUACUGCUUGACAUCCCUAAUAUCAGCAUUAUGGAGCAUCUCCUCCAACAAGCCAUAGUCGCCCAAAUACCUGACUUGCCUAUGGACACAGUUGAAGCUCCAACAAAUGUGAGCUCAGAAUUUCUAGAGAAAGCCGACAGACGUGGCUUAACCCCUUUAGCCUUGGCAAAAGAGCAAAGACUGCUACCGAUAGUGAAGCUUUUCCUUCGAUGGCGUGCCAAAGUGGACUGCUUCAGACACAAAGCGGACUGGUUUGAUCUAUUACCGGACAGUAAAAAUAAGGGGCCUUUCUUCAAUUUGGAGGAAACGUAUCGGAAUGUUUCAUUUGAGCUGGUACGAAAGAAGAACAAUAUCCUUGUCUUCGACUUCUACAAAGCAGAGGAUGUAACUCCACAAGGACAUCUUGUCGAACGAUGUGAUAUGCUUCAGCAUCUCUGGGUACACAAUAGCAAGCAAAAUUGGAUAGCCUCAUUGCAACAUGGCCUCUAUCAUAAUACAGAAUCAUACGCAUACAGCCGCGUGCAUCUUGACACCAAACUGUCCGAAAUAACUUGUGCUCUAUCGGCAGAAUUUCCCAACCCGGAUGCAGGAUUCUUCAAUAGACAUAGCCCAUUCCAGUCUGGGGGCAUAGCAAGUCACAAAUGCUGGUGUAUAUCGUGGACAAAACCACAGUUUCCGGAUACAAGUGACGACAUACAACCAGUAUUCUACAGCACUACUAUCUCUCACGGCCAGAUUCCUGCAAGCGACGACGAAUUCCUACAGCAAUACAUUGGCGAAUUAUUUCAGGAAUGGUCCCUAAUAUGCGAUGAAAUUGAGACGCAUGUCAUUGAUCAUUGCAAUGGUGACGAGACGAGCGCCACUGUUCUGAUUACUGACCUAGCUGAUGAUUCACGUUACUUGGCCACCAUCCAGAAGGCCCUUCAAGACCAGAUCAAGGGAAUACGGAAGGCAAUCGAUGAAUAUCGCAGGGUGGAUGUACAUCACAGUCCUUGUUUGGAAAAGUCAGAAGAAGAUCUUAGUCGAUUGAAGGCGACUGUUAAUGAUCGACUGGAUAAGCAACAUGAGCGGGUGCGUGAUCUCCGCCAGAUGGAAUUUGCUAGGCUUUCCGUUGAAGAGACAGUUUUCAUGAGACGUAUCAGUCUGAUAACUUUUAUCUUCCUACCACUGAUGUUUGCAUCGAGUCUAUUUGGCAUGAACGUCAACGCGCUGCAAAGCAACCCUGACUGGCGCUGGUACAUCGUGUUCGGCGCCGCAUCCCUUCUUUUGACCUAUGCGUUGUGGAAGGUUUCAGAUCAGAAUGUCCGAUUAUCCCAGUUAUGGUCUGAAAUACGAGCGAGUCGGACCAUAAAGAACAGGACGAAGGAUUGUGAAGGCUGA